Saccostrea cuccullata (small rock oyster) is the source of this 885-nucleotide messenger RNA. RefSeq lists its product as uncharacterized. The transcript has 3 exons. Bases 157 to 822 code for a protein of 221 amino acids. Lineage: Eukaryota; Metazoa; Mollusca; Bivalvia; Ostreida; Ostreidae. The record is from RefSeq and is a predicted model, not a curated record.
CUAGGCCUAUAGAAAAAACAACAUGGCGGCGCCCAUGGUUGUAGGUGCCCUUUGGCUUUGACUGAGGAAAUAAUCUUGCAAACAUACUUCUUCCUUCAAAAUAAUCAAAGAACAAAUACUUUGGUUGGAAAAUUUAAAUAGAUAUCUUGAUUAGAAAUGAGGACUCUCUCAUUAGACUUGCUGAGACAAUGUGUGCAGAGAUUGAGCUUAAGACAGAUGUCUUCUCUAUCAUCAGUUGCCACAGAAUCCUCAAGUUUUCCAAACAGAUUUGGACAAAGUUCAGGAAUCAUAAAAGAAGCUGAAAAGAAAGGGAGGCCUCCUUCCUCAAAUAAGGAAGGCAUUAUCUGUCCCACCAACUCCCUGACCUGUGUCAUACUGGAUGUAUUCAUAUCAAAUCCCAAAUCAUGCCCCACAUUUUAUAAAACAGAGGUAGAAUUCCUCCUACCAAAUCCAUUGACAGGAUGUUAUACUGAGAAGGAGGCCCCAACUCUUUAUGAUUCUCCACUCAAAGAGGCUGUGGACGAACUUAGGAGACAGAGAAGUAGGAUGAACAAACACAAACUACGUCGAUACCGACACGAAAACUUGAUGGAUAUCAGGGAGCAUAGACACAGAAAGCUGGAGAAGAGAGCUAAAGAAGAUUUAAAAGUUAUUGAGAGAUUUAGGACUUAUUCUGCUAAUUUCAAUGCAGAGGAAAAAGUGAUGCAGGAUCUGGAGACAGCGAGGCGGGGAGGGUUUUAUGUCGAGUGCUUUGGACCGAAUAGGGAGGACAAGAAAAACGCUUCCUCUCAAGUAGAGGAUAAAUCUUUAGAUAUUUUGUAAUCUUAUGUGUAUUAUGGUAUGUGAAUUGCAGCAUAAAAUCCAUAAAUAAAAGACAACAAUUCA